Molecule: messenger RNA, 1265 nt
Organism: Populus nigra (black poplar)
Lineage: Eukaryota; Viridiplantae; Streptophyta; Magnoliopsida; Malpighiales; Salicaceae
Product: heat stress transcription factor B-4b-like
Exons: 2
Coding region: 256-1086 (276 amino acids)
Biological process (GO): regulation of transcription by RNA polymerase II
Cellular component (GO): nucleus
Molecular function (GO): RNA polymerase II cis-regulatory region sequence-specific DNA binding; DNA-binding transcription factor activity
Source: RefSeq, a predicted model, not a curated record
UUAGAAACUACGAUGAGAGAGAAAGAGAGAGCAAAGAGUGGCUUUUAUUUUAGUGACAUGGCCAUAUGUUUCUGUUUCAUAAAGUUAGAAAAUUAUAAUGAGAGAGAGAGAGAGAGAGAAAGAGAGAGAGAGAGAGAGAGAGAGAGAGGAGCUUCUUUAAACACAUUGGACUUGCAGUUGUGAAUAUUGAGGGUAAAAAUUGUACUUGUAGAAGUGCAUAUCAUCUGCUUCCUCUAGUUUAAUUCCCAGCUGAUAAUGGCAUUUACAGUGGAUAGGUGUGAAGAGAUGGUGUUUACUGUGGAGUCUCAAAAGGCAGCUCCUGCACCCUUCUUAACAAAAACUUACCAGCUAGUUGAUGACCCUCUUACAGACCACGUUGUCUCUUGGGGUGAUGAUGAAACCACCUUUGUUGUGUGGAGACCUCCUGAGUUUGCUAGGGAACUCCUCCCCAAUUACUUCAAGCACAACAACUUCUCAAGCUUUGUCAGGCAGCUCAACACCUACGGAUUCAAGAAGGUAGUAACUGACAGGUGGGAGUUUGCAAAUGAGUACUUCAGAAAAGGAGCAAAGCAGUUGCUAUCUGAGAUUCACAGGAGAAAAACAAUAUCCCAGCACCAUCACCAACAUUACCCUGACCAAGCAACCCAAUUUCUCCAAUCAGAAGAUCAUGGUUUUGGUUGGAUUGAUCCUCCAUUUCCAUUUCCAUUUCCAUCUCCAAAACCAAAUGUUGAUCAUAUCCUAACUGCCCUCUCAGAAGAUAACCAGCAACUGAGAAGGAAAAACUGUAUGCUUUUAUCAGAACUCUCCCACAUGAAGAAUCUCUAUAAUGACAUUAUCUACUUCAUCCAAAACCAUGUAAAACCAGUGCCCAAUGAGCAAAAAGCUUACAAUACAGUACCCAAGCUUAUAGAGCCGGGUUCUUCAUGUCAAGAUCAAACCAUUUGUUUUGGCGUUCAAAGGGCUAAGAAUGGUGUUUUGGGUAAGCAUUCAUUAACAUUUAGUACUGAGGAAUCAUCUAGUCCAGUGAAGCUUUUUGGAGUCCCUCUCAUUGAUAACAAAAGGCUGCAUCCAGAAGCGAUUGAAUAGCAGGAAUGAUAUUGUAGUGUCUCCUUUAAUUAGCUUCUACAAUAGGAUCUAGAUGUUGUCAGUAAGAUUUAUCAGAAGAGGAGCUACAUAUGUACACAAGUAGCUGAAAGUUCAGUUGGAUUUAAGCCACUUCAUGUUAAUUAGCAGCAAAAGAAGAAAUUUCUUCUUUUUUCUUUUCU